AUGGAGUCGAUUCUACCACCCGAAAACAGACCUAACCUUGAUGUUCCAGCCGAAAUGGAAACUACUUCUCAACAACAACAAAUAGCAUACAAAGAAAGUGAAGAAUUUUCAGCAACAAAAAUAGCUAAUGCCUGGCGGAAUCACCGUAAAACACGAGAGGAAGAAGGUAAGAUCUUGUCUGCCAACUCGAGAGACAAUAUUCUCAAAAGCGGUACGUCGUGCCUUCAUUUACCUGGCCAGACUUGUCCUGUGUGGUCCCAAUGGGAGGAACUACUCAACGCCGUAGAAGCACAUUUACGUCGUAAAGAAAUACUUCAGGAACCCCCUAGUUCCAACCAAAAAUUCGAACUCGCCAUGACCGUGGUAGAACGCAUUGCAAAAGGGUCUAGUUCUGUCAAGAAUCAUCUUUGGCUCAUUCUGGACACAGAACAUUGGUUAGAAAUAUGUGAUGAAGAGCAUCGAUAUGGAUCAAAUCUAAAGGUUUAUCAUGACUAUUGGCUCAAAACGUCAACUCCAGAAAAUUUUUUUGAAUGGUUAGAUAAAGGUGAAGGCAAACACCUGAAUUUGGAAGCUAGACCACGUGAAUUAUUGGAUCAUCAAAAAGUAAGAUAUCUCACAAGAAAGGAACGUAGAGAAUUUGAAGUGACAUUUAGGGAUGGGAUGCUCAUCUACGAAAAAAGCGGAAAACCGGUGCACACUAAUCCAACGGACCAAUUGCCAAGUGACCCUGAUUCAGCUAAUCCAAAUAUAGCAGUUGGUACACGAUCAUUGUCUAUACCCAAUCCAACUCGUACACCGUCUCCUGCACCUAGCUCUCAGGGAAGCUUGAACCUUGAAAUAGAAGAUCCUGAAGAACAGAUUACUCCACAUACACGACAAGGAAGUACUGGAAGUACUGGGAUGAAACAUGAGAAAUGGAUUUAUGUCACGGAUUGUGAUGGGAAUUUCUAUGUAGGACAAAAGAUCAAGGGUCAUUUUCAUCAUUCUUCGUUUCUUGCUGGAGGUGCUAUUUGCGCUGCUGGAGGGAUUAAAGUCCGAGAAGGUAAACUUCUUGAAAUUAACCCAAACAGUGGACAUUACAAGCCAGCGCAACAUCAUUUCAAAGCGCUUAUCGAACGAUUAAUCAAUGAAGGGAUUUAUAUUGACGAUGCAAAAGUGACCUAUCCGAAUGACAUUCUAGAGAAGCGAAUAAUGGCCAAAUAUAAAUUUAAACGUUUGGCACUUUUAAGCAUGGUUUAUGAUGAGUUUAUGCGAGAUGCAGGUAAGGCAAUUAACCAACAACUCGAUACUAUGGAUCGUCACGUUACCAGAGUAUCAACUCACCUCAAAAGAAAUAUGUCGGAAGCGGUUAAAGCUGGCAAGGAAUCGAUCAAAGAGUGGUUACAACAAGUUAUGCCUGUUGAAACCAAUAAGAAAGAAGAUCGUAUAUCCGAUAAUGACCUUCUCGUACAUUAA
Molecule: messenger RNA, 1455 nt
Organism: Funneliformis mosseae
Lineage: Eukaryota; Fungi; Glomeromycota; Glomeromycetes; Glomerales; Glomeraceae
Source: the annotation of a GenBank genome assembly